Messenger RNA from Cotesia congregata, 336 nucleotides. Lineage: Eukaryota; Metazoa; Arthropoda; Insecta; Hymenoptera; Braconidae. The record is from the annotation of a GenBank genome assembly.
UUAACAAUCAACAAUGUACAUAGUUUGGAACCAUACAAGGCGCAGAUUGAGUCUGCGGUUGAUAUGGUUGGAACUGAGAGAAUUGAGGAGAUUGAUAAGGACACUGCGGUUGAUUUCUUUGAACUGGAUAGCGAAUGUCUUGGUUUCUUGGAUUUUGUUGAUAGAAUGAUUGAUAAUAAUCCCCAGGACCUCGAUGACACAACUGAUAAGGACCUUGAUGGCACGGAAAAGAUGAUGGUUUUUGCUGGUGAUACUGAUCUUCAUUUUGAUGACAAGGCUGACAAUCUGGCAUAUCACACUGCUGUUGGUAGCCAAUUUGUGACGGGGGACUUAUGA